Acanthopagrus latus (yellowfin seabream) is the source of this 4339-nucleotide messenger RNA. RefSeq names its product eukaryotic translation initiation factor 5B (gene eif5b). Gene Ontology annotation, molecular function: GTPase activity; GTP binding; translation initiation factor activity. NCBI's taxonomy places the organism in Eukaryota, Metazoa, Chordata, Actinopteri, Spariformes, Sparidae. The record is from RefSeq and is a predicted model, not a curated record. The transcript has 26 exons. The coding region runs from base 127 to 3705 and encodes 1192 amino acids.
GUCGGUGGUGGAAAAGCUCCGGAGUGAGAGCUCUCCUCCGUGUCGGGCAGCAGACGAUCUUCGUCUGGUGCGAGCCGUCGUGUGUGUCGGCCAGCGGAGAGAGACGCAGAGCACCGCAGCGGCAGGAUGGGGAAGAAACAGAAGAAAUCCGGAGAGGACAGUGCCAAAGAUGACGGAAUCGACAUUGACGCUCUGGCGGCCGAGAUCGAAGGAGCUGGAGCCUCCAAGGAGCCGAAAGGGAAGAAGAAGAAGAAGGGAGCCAAGAAAGACGAGUUUGAUGAGGAGGACAUCCUGAAGGAGCUGGAGGAGCUGUCUCUGGAGGCUCAGGGAGGGAAGGGAAAGAAAUCAGAUACCACAGAGGAAGUGGACAGCGUCGAGCCUCCAAAACCAGAGAAGAAGAAAACUAGGAAGGGGAAGAAGGGCGGCGCCAGCCCCGAGGACGAGGAGGACGAGGAAGGUGAAGCUCAGCUGAAUGAUGAGAGGAACGGAGAGCAGAGAGACAACAAGAAGGCACCGCCCGCUGCUUCUCCCUCCGACUCUGACGACGACAGUGGCUCACGCUCUCGCCUCAAAACCAAAGAAGGUAAGAAGAUGAGCAAAAAAGCUUCAGUGUCUGAUGAUGAUGAGGACAAAGGUGUGAGAGGAGGAGGAGGGAAGGAAGACGACGACGAGUCAGACGAUGAUGAGUUCAGCUCCAGGAGAGACAAGAAGAAGAAGAACAAAGGCAAGGCGGCGAAGGUGGACAGCGAGGAGGAGCAGGACGAUGAGGAGGGAGGAGGCUUCAAAAUGAAGACGGCGGCGCAGAAGAAGGCAGAGAAGAAGGAGCGCGACAAGAAGAAGAAGGAGGAAGAGAGGUUGAAGCAGAAGAAGCUGAAGGAGAAGGAGGCCAGCAGCGACAUCAAGAUGGAGCCAGAGAAGAUGACGACAGAGGCCACACCCCCUCCAACAGCUCCACCUGCAGCAGUGUCGGAGGAACAGGAAGGGGCGGAGCCUGCAGCAGAGGACGAGGCCGAGGGCGACAAGAAGAAGAAAGACAAGAAGAAGAAGAGAGACAAGAAGGAGGAGGAGAAGGAGAAGAAGAAGGGACCCAGCAAGGCCACAGUGAAGGCCAUGCAGGAGGCUCUGGCCAAGAUGAAGGAGGAGGAGGAGCGAGCCAAGAGGGAGGAGGAGGAGCGCCUGAAGAGGCUGGAGGAGCUGGAGAAGCAGCGGGAGGAGCAGGAGCGACUGGAGCUGGAGCGCAAGGAGAAGAAGAAGCAGAAGGAGAAGGAGAGGAAGGAGCGUCUGAAGAAGGAGGGCAAGCUGCUAACGAAAGCCCAGCGGGAGGCUCGAGCUCGGGCCGAGGCCACGCUCAAGAUGCUGCAGGCUCAAGGUGUUGAAGUGCCAUCCAAAGACUCGAUGCCAAAGAAGAAGCCAAUUUACACGAGGAAGAAGAAGCCCACCACCCAGACUCCUGAAGAGGUCACUUCACCGACGUCGGAGACUCCAGAGCCCGUUGCCAUGGAAACAGAGGUCAAGACGCCGGCCACAGAGCCAGAGGUGAAGCUGGAGGCUGCUGUGGACGACUGGGAGGCCAUCGCCACCGACGAGGAGAAAGAGUUGAAGAAAGUCCACAUCGAGGUGAAGGAGGAGCCCACCGGCCAACCUCAGCCAGCAGGCAGCGAGGAGGACGAGGACGAGGAAGACAAGGAGGACGAGGAGGAGGAUGAGGACGACGACGAUGAGGAGGAGGAGAGCGACGAGGAGCCGGAGAAGGUGGAGGCGACAUCGGCCAGUCAGACGAAGAGGAAGGCGGCCAAGGAGAGCGAGGACGAGAGCAGCGAGAGCGAGGACGACGACAGGACGAAGGAAGAGCGGCUGUACGACCGCGCCAAGAGGAGGAUAGAGAAACGGAGGGCGGAGAACCUGAAGAACGUGGACGUGGACAGACUGAGAUCUCCGGUGGUGUGUGUGCUCGGACACGUCGACACGGGGAAGACCAAGAUCCUCGACAAGCUGCGACACACUCACGUUCAGGACGGCGAGGCUGGAGGAAUCACUCAGCAGAUCGGAGCCACAAACGUCCCGAAAGAGACGAUCGAGGAGCAGACGAGGAUGGUGAAGAACUUUGAGAAAGACAACCUGAGGAUUCCCGGCAUGUUGAUCAUCGACACACCUGGACACGAGUCCUUCAGUAACCUGAGGAACAGAGGCAGCUCUCUGUGCGACAUCGCCAUCCUGGUGGUGGACAUCAUGCACGGCAUCGAGCCGCAGACGCUCGAGUCCAUCAACCUGCUGAAGGAGAAGAAGUGUCCGUUCAUCGUCGCCCUCAACAAGGUCGACCGUCUGUACGACUGGAAGAAGAGUCCUGAAACCGACAUCGUGACCACGCUGAAGAAGCAGAAGAAGAACACCAAGGACGAGUUUGACGAGCGAGCUAAGGCCGUCAUCGUGGAGUUCGCUCAGCAGGGUCUUAACGCCGCCUUGUUCUACGAGAAUAAAGACCCCCGCACGUUUGUGUCGUUGGUUCCGACCUCGGCUCACAGCGGCGACGGGAUGGGAAACCUCAUCGCCCUCCUGGUGGAGCUCACCCAGACCAUGUUGGCCCGCCGGCUAGCACACUGCGACGAGCUGCGAGCUCAGGUCAUGGAGGUGAAAGCUCUGCCCGGUAUGGGAACCACGAUAGACGUCAUCCUGAUUAACGGUCGUCUGCGAGAGGGAGAGACCAUCAUCGUCCCCGGGGUGGAAGGACCAAUCGUGACGCAGAUCAGAGGGCUGCUGCUGCCGCCGCCUCUGAAGGAGCUCCGAGUCAAGAGUCAGUAUGAGAAGCACAAGGAGGUGUCGACGGCUCAGGGAGUGAAGAUUCUGGGUAAAGACCUGGAGAAGGCGCUGGCCGGGCUCCCCCUGCUGGUGGCUCAGAAGGAGGACGAGAUCCCCGUCAUGAGGGAUGAGCUGGUGCGAGAGCUCAAACAGACUCUGAGCUCCAUCAAACUGGAGGAGAAAGGAGUUUACGUCCAGGCGUCCACGCUGGGAUCUCUGGAGGCUCUGCUGGAGUUCCUCCGGACCUCUAAAGUCCCCUACGCUGGUAUCAACAUCGGUCCGGUCCACAAGAGGGACGUGAUGAAGGCGUCUGCGAUGCUGGAGCACGACGUGCAGUACGCGGUGAUCCUGGCGUUCGACGUGAAGGUGGAGAGGGAGAGUCAGGAGAUGGCCGACAGUCUGGGGGUUCGGAUCUUCUCUGCUGAGAUCAUCUACCAUCUGUUCGACGCCUUCACCAAGUACAGAGAGGACUACAAGAAGGCCAAGCAGGACGAGUUCAAGCAUGUCGCCGUGUUCCCCGCCAAGCUGCGAGUUCUCCCUCAGUUCAUCUUUAACUCCAGAGAUCCCAUCGUGAUGGGCGUGACCAUCGAGGCCGGAGUCCUGCGACAAGGGACGCCGCUCUGCGUCCCCUCCAAAGGGUUUGUGGACAUCGGCGUGGUCACCAGCAUCGAGAUGAACCACAAGUCAGUCGACUGCGCGAAGAAAGGCCAGGAGAUCUGCAUCAAGAUCGAGCCCAUUCCCGGGGAGUCGCCCAAGAUGUACGGCCGCCAUUUUGAAGCCACAGAUAUCAUCGUCAGCAAGAUCACGCGGGCGUCCAUCGACGCUCUGAAGAACUGGUUCAGAGACGAGAUGCAGAAAACUGAUUGGCAGUUGAUCAUGGAGCUGAAGAAGACCUUCGAGAUCAUCUGACGGGCCACACACACACACACACACGCAGAGAUUAACACACACACACUUCCUCCCUCUGGUGACGACGACGGAAGGACAAAACAGAAAAGAGAAAAAAAAGACGUGAAAGUGUUUUUCUGUGAGAAACGAACAGUUUUUUCCACUGUUAUAAACAGUGAUAGCUUAGCACACACACACACACACACCCACACACACACACAGUAUUCCAACGUGCCUGUUCUUCAGCAUCGACGUUGUUGUUUUUUUCUUCUUCUCUGCUCUGAUUUGUGGCUGCUGCUUGGUGUCGCAGGCUCCGCCCCCCUCCUCCCAGACUGAGGCUCACGAGCUGAACGAGGCCGGCAAGUCAGCAGAGUCGGCGCUCAGCCAAACCAGGUGCAUUAUGGGAUUGUUUUUGUGCAGCACCAGGGCUGGAGGAGGAAAAUGCGAGUUGUAUUUUUUUUUCCUUUCUUUCCACAAAACACCAAAAUCAUUGAAGAAGCAGCAGCGACGACUUUAAAGACUUGAAGAGCUGACUCGUGUUCUCCGUCGGCCAUGUUGGAGGGGGGGGGGGGUGCCAGAGGGUGUAACCUCUGGAAGAUUUUAAACUGUUUCUGCUGCAACUGCUGAUGUAAUAAAUUCCCAUGAUUCUCAUGAA